Closterium sp. NIES-65 is the source of this 2097-nucleotide messenger RNA. NCBI's taxonomy places the organism in Eukaryota, Viridiplantae, Streptophyta, Zygnematophyceae, Desmidiales, Closteriaceae. The record is from the annotation of a GenBank genome assembly.
AUGAUGGAGCGCGACUUGUGGGGAUUCUUCGAUGGGUCGGCAUCGAAGCCCACGACGGACGCUUCAACCGCGGAGAAGGAAGCGUGGGUGCGCAAGGACAAAAAGGCGUUUGCCUUUCUUGUCUCCAAGCUAAGCCUCCAACUCGUCCCGAUCGUGAGCCCUUGCAUCGACCGUGACGGCGCGACUCGUGAAGCGUGGAAGCGACUCGAAGGAGAGCACGUCUCCAAGUCACUUCAUAGCAAGCUUCAAGCGCGCCUCGACUUCUUCACGGUGCGGAUGAAGGACGGCGAGUCAAUACGCGCGUACGUUAACCGCGUGGAGGAGCUUGGCGAGCGUUUGGUGGAACUCGACGCGAGCGUGGAGGACAACGAUUGGAUCAUGACGCUCCUCGCGGGCCUCGGUGAAGCAUGGUCAACGGUGAUCACGAUGUUGGAUGGGACGCAAGAUACAUGGAAGAAGGAGCAAGUGGUGGCACGCCUCAUCAACGAAGAGGCGAGGCGCGCGAAGUUGCAUGGCGAUGCAAUCGGCGCGGCACACUUCUCCCGCGAUGCGAAGGCGAAAGGGUCGGGUCACUUCAAGCGGCGCAACGACGGCAACAACCGCGGGAGUUCGAACGGGAGCGCGGCGACCUCAAGCUCAUCACGAGGAGGAUCGGCCAACGCCAAUCGAGCUCGGGCGCGAGAUGCAGCUUGUCGGUUUUGCAAGAAGACGGGACAUUGGUGGCGCGAUUGUCCCGUUAAACCGGCAAAUUGGAGGCCGUCUUCAAGUGACGACAACCGGCGCGCGCAUGUGGCGACAUGCGACAACAACGACCGGGAGUUCGUCUUCGUCGCAAGUGGAACGACCGUCGGUGGUGUUGACGCGUGGGUACUCGAUACGGGUGCUACUCAACACAUGACGGCGAGCGCGACGCUUCUCAACAACGUGACAACGGUGGCUCCCGUUAGGCGCGUGAUGUUCGGCAACCGUGACACCUUGGAUGUCACGGGACAAGGCGACUUGCGGCUCAUGGUGGACGGCGGUCCACUCACCAUCAAGAACGUCUUGGUGGUUCCCGGGCUCGGCGCCAACCUCCUAUCCGUUUCUCAAUUUACACGCAAGGGGAUGCGUGUGAAUAUUGAAGGGACCACGAUGGCGUUGAGCACGGCGGACGGCGUACACAUCGGCACGGCACGCCAAGCGGGAGGACUCUUCAUGCUCGACGCUCUUCCGAGCGUGGCGAGGGCUCAAGCGGCUACCUCGACAACAACUCUCUCGACGUGGCAUAAUCGGUAUGGCCACCUCAACCACGCCGCUAUUCAAGCUAUGUCAACGAAGGGGAUUGCGGUUACGUUGGCAACAUGGAUUCGCAACCGGUGCGUGACCAAGGCGUUGCCGAACACGACGCCUCUUGAGGCUUGGAGCGGUACGAAGCCGGACGUCACCGACCUUCGCACGUUUGGGUGUACGUGCUACUACCAUGUCCCGGAUGCCACACGGACCAAGCUUGAGGCGAAGGCGCGGGUGGCGAUGUACUUGGGUCCAAGCGCGGAUCACAAGGCGUGGCGUGUGUGGGACUUGGAGCACGGGAAGCUCGUGGUGUCGCGCGACGUGGUGUUCUACGAAGACACCUUCCCGUCCAAGUUGAUGCACGUGCCCUCGGUCAUCAUUGUCCCUCCCCCCUUGGAUGCCGCGGAUGAGGCGGAUGUUGCUCCUACGGCUUCUCCUCCUCGUACGAGUGAGGGGGAGAAUGGAUCGGGUGCGGUUGGAGUGAGUGCGGAUGAAGAACAUGCCAAGGAAAGUGACCCUUCAUCUCCUCCUCCUAAAAUCACUCCCACCCUCGCAUCCACUCGCACUCGGAGGACUCCUCGUCCCAACUCCAAGUUGGAUGACUACUCUCUUGUGGCGGGGGAUGAUAAGGGAGGGGGAGAUGCUAUGUGUCUUGAGGCAUACACCGACACACCGUCCACCUACCAAGGCGCCAUGAGCUCGGCGGAAGCGGCGGAAUGGGAACGUGCGCUUCAAGCGGAGUACGAUUCGCUCAUGGCGAACGACGUCUACGAGCUCGUCCCCAUGCCCCCCGGCGCCUACCUCGUUGGCUCUCGUUGGCGGACGUGA